UUUGCGGCUGCAAUUUAUGGAUAAUCUUCCUUCAACUAUUUAUUGUUUCCCCGCUUUAUUUUUGCUUGCAAAAGCAAGUUGCUGAUUGUUCUGUAUAUACAGGAACACAGAGAGAAGAAGAACUGUGGGAUGAUAAUAUUACUAAGUAACCCAAGUAAACAUAAUCUGCUGAUAGCCGUAACAAGCCUUAUACGAGAGCAAAAACAAAAAAAAAUACUGAUAAAUCUUUACAUUCCUCGUCGUUGCUUCGCGGUCGUCGUUGUUGCUUACGGUUGUCGCCACACUAUAUAUGAGCAAGUCCAGUUGCGCCGGACAUGCUCAGCUCAGUUCAGUUUGGGUUAAGUUCUCGGAUUGUUAAGACGUGAUAAAGUUUUAUUAGGGAAUUCUUUUCGGAAUCGUUGUUCCAAAUGAAUUGGAAAAUUAAAAUUUUGGUUGGCCUGCUGGCAUUUGCCCUUUGUAUUUCUGCUCGACCUCAAGAAGGGCCUAGAAGUACAUCUGGAUACGUUGGAAGCAAAUGUGGAUAUGAGAGUUGCCAUCCAACAAAACCGAACAUGCUCAAUGUUCAUAUAGUAGCUCACACUCACGAUGAUGUAGGAUGGCUAAAGACCGUUGAUCAAUAUUAUUAUGGAAGUCAAACACUAAUUCAAAAGGCUGGAGUACAAUACAUCAUCGAUUCUGUUGUUCAAGAGCUUUUGCGAGAUCCCGAGAAGAGGUUUAUCUAUGUGGAAUCAGCUUUCUUCUUCAAAUGGUGGAAAGAGCAAAGUCCUGAGCUUCAAGAACAAGUUAAGCAACUUGUUGCUGAGGGUCGUUUAGAAUUCAUCGGUGGAGCUUGGAGUAUGAAUGAUGAAGCUACAACUCAUUAUCAAAGUAUAAUUGAUCAAUUCUCAUGGGGAUUAAGACUUCUUAACGACACUUUUGGUGAAUGCGGGCGGCCAAAGAUCGGUUGGCAAAUUGAUCCCUUUGGACAUUCUCGUGAAAUGGCUUCGAUUUUCGCUCAGAUGGGCUAUGACGGUCUGUUCUUCGGUCGUCUUGACUACCAAGAUAAAACUGAGCGUUUGAUUGAACAAAAAUCUGAAAUGAUCUGGCGAGCAAGUGCAAAUUUAGGUGAAUCAUCCAACUUGUUUACCGGCGCACUUUAUAAUCAAUAUCAACCUCCACCUGGCUUUUGCUUCGAUAUCCUCUGCGCUGAUGAACCGAUAAUCGACGGUAAACAUAGUGCAGACAACAACGUCAAUCGGCGGGUCGAUGAGUUUUUUGAUUAUGUCCAACAUAUGGCAGAAGGUUAUCGGACCAACAAUGUCUUGAUAACUAUGGGAGAAGAUUUCCAUUACCAGAAUGCCAAUUCGUGGUAUAAAAAUCUUGACAAACUUAUUAAAUACGGAAAUGAACGCCAAGCUAAUGGGUCCGAUAUAAAUCUAAUUUACUCCACGCCUUCAUGCUAUUUGAAGUCGCUUCAUAACGCGGGAAUUACUUGGCCCACUAAAGAUGAUGACUUUUUCCCAUACGCUUCGGAUCCACAUGCCUACUGGACCGGUUACUACACAUCCAGGCCAACUUUGAAGCGCUACGAACGAGUGGGAAACCAUUUCCUUCAAGUCUGUAAACAGUUGACGGCUUUAUCUGUUCUGUCUUCAACAUCAAGCAGAAGAAAGGAGAUGGAGGGUCACCUGGCGUUCAUGAGGGAAACUAUGGGAAUUAUGCAGCACCAUGACGCAGUCACUGGAACCGAGAAACAAAAAGUUGCCAAUGACUACGCUAAGAGGCUUAGUGUUGGAAUUAGAGCAUGUGAGGUGAACACUAAAGUGGCCUUGAACAAAAUUGCUACUGGAGAGGAUGUUCCGGCCAGAGGAGACUAUAAAUUCGAAUUCCAAAAUUGUGACCUUUUGAACAUAAGCAGCUGUUACGUAUCCGAACAAAGUGAAGGCUUCAUUCUUACCUUGUAUAAUCCACUGUCACACUCUACCUUUGAAUAUAUCAGAGUUCCAGUGCCUGAACAUAACUAUGAAGUAAAAGACUAUAGAGAAGUAUCAAUUGAAUCCCAAGUUGUCCCCAUCGCUGAUGCCAUCAAAUCAUUGAAGUUUAGGCAUUCAAAUGCAAAGUUUGAACUCGUAUUCCUGGCAAGUGAAUUACCUCCACUUGGUUACAAGUCUUAUUACAUUACAAAGGUAAAGGACUCUGGUCGUUUUGCACCAGAAGUUAAAAUGGUGAAACGGGCAGCCCUCAACUCAAUUGGUAACGAUAAUAUAAAACUAACUUUCGACACCAAUGGCUUUCUUACUGCUGUGGAGUCGGAUGGAGUUAAUCGUCAAUUGUCUCAAGAGUUCCUGUACUAUGAGGCAGCAGUUGGAAACAAUUUGGAAUACCGUAAUCGUUCGUCGGGAGCAUAUAUCUUCCGCCCAAAUAAUACGGUUCGUGUAGUAACAGAAAACCCAGAAAUAAAAAUUUUCCGAGGGGCACUUGUCGAGGAGGUUCAUCAGAUCUUCAAUGAAUGGAUAACUCAAGUGGUUCGAGUGUAUGCUAAGGAGAACUUUGCCGAGUUCGAAUGGCUUGUUGGUCCUAUUCCUGUUAGUGACGGAAUUGGCAAAGAAGUUAUAAGCCGAUUCACUUCGGACAUAAAGUCUGCUGGAAUAUUCUAUACCGAUUCAAACGGUCGAGAGAUGAUAAAGAGAAAGCGUAACCAUCGGGAUACAUGGAAUUUAAAGCUUCUCGAAAAACAAGCUGGAAAUUACUAUCCCAUAACAACGAAGAUUGCCCUCGAAGACGACGAAGCCCGUAUGGCUAUUCUUGUCGAUAGGGCUCAAGGCGGAGCUAGUUUGUUAGAUGGCUCUCUAGAGCUUAUGAUCCAUCGUAGGCUACUUCAUGAUGAUGAUUUUGGAGUCUUGGAAGCUCUAAACGAGACUUCGUAUGGAAAUGGUACAGUUGCUCGUGGUCAUCAUUAUUUGUUUGUUGGGUCCCAAAAUAAAGACUCACCAACAAGUAAGGCUCGGGAGAGAUUUACCCAAAUGCAGAAGUUGUUACCCACCUGGAAAUUUUUCAACGACGCUGAAAAAUUCCCCUACAAUCAGUGGAGGAUGAAUUACACAAAUAUUUUCUCUGGACUUACUCUCUCACUCCCACAAAACAUCAAUCUUAUGACUUUUGAGCCUUGGCAUCAAAAUGAAAUUCUCAUUCGUUUCGAGCAUAUUCUCGAAAAAGACGAAGAUCCUGAAUAUUCUAAACCAGUGACAUUCUACCUUAAAGAUAUCUUUCGCCAACUCGAUUUAGUGAACAUUCAAGAGACUACCUUGGAUGGAAACCAAUGGUUGGCCGAAAGUCGUCGAAUGCAAUUCCAAACAGAUCCUGAAACAACAGAAUAUGAUACGGAUACCUUCCCUCAAUACGAAAAAUCCCAACGUUAUGUUCGUCUUCAAUCUGCCAAGCGACCAAUGAUGUCGACUAAAUAUAUGGAUGAAUAUGUGUCAAUAUCAAAUCGUAUUAAUCGUGGUACUGAAAGAGUUCAAUUGAAUAAACUCCGAUCAGAGAGGUUAGCAAAUAUGAAGAAACUGGUUGAGAUAAAUAAGAUCGAUUUAACGGAUGAUGAAGAUAAAUUUAUUAUUGUUAUGGAACCGAUGCAAAUUCGCACGUUUAUUUUGUAUUUGGAACAGAAAAUUUAAGCGUUUCCCUUUAAUAAAUAGCAGAGAAUGUUGACAAUUUU
Molecule: messenger RNA, 3694 nt
Organism: Eupeodes corollae
Lineage: Eukaryota; Metazoa; Arthropoda; Insecta; Diptera; Syrphidae
Gene: LManII
Product: lysosomal alpha-mannosidase
Exons: 9
Coding region: 408-3653 (1081 amino acids)
Biological process (GO): mannose metabolic process
Cellular component (GO): lysosome
Molecular function (GO): carbohydrate binding; alpha-mannosidase activity
Source: RefSeq, a predicted model, not a curated record